This is a messenger RNA of Penicillium oxalicum, 1044 nucleotides long. RefSeq lists its product as uncharacterized. The coding region runs from base 1 to 1044 and encodes 347 amino acids. The record is from RefSeq and is a predicted model, not a curated record. Gene Ontology annotation, cellular component: mitochondrion. The transcript has 3 exons. Lineage: Eukaryota; Fungi; Ascomycota; Eurotiomycetes; Eurotiales; Aspergillaceae.
AUGGAUAAUGGGUCUGAAGUUGUUGCGAAACUCCCAAAUCCCAAUGCCGGACCUGCACAUUUUUUGGUUGCUUCUGAGGUCGCCACGCCGAACAAUUCGGUCGAGGCCGAAUAUAUCAUCGAGGAGAAGGCCCCUGGUGUCCGACUGGGUUCUGUGUGGAAUUCGUGGCCUCGGAAGCUGAAGCUACAAUUGAUAACUCAGGUGGCCGACAUAGAGAACACAUUGACCACAAUUAAUUUUGACAAAUACGGUUGCAUCUAUUUCAAAGAAAACUUGCGCUUACUUGUCGGGGAAGCAGAAGACAUUCAUACACAGAGUGGUGGAUCAGACAUCCUCGAACGAUUUUCCAUUGGGCCGUUGACCACGAACGAACUGUGCAGUGGAUCUAGGAGGGACAUGAAAUUGGACCAUGGCCCUUGGAAACAUGCAUUCGAAUACACCCGUGCGAUCGGCCACAAUGAAAUGAUGUGGAUCAAGACAAAUGCUGUUCCCCGAGAGAACUAUUACCAGCCUGGCAAGAGUGAAGAAGUUCUCGAAGAUGGUAUCUCACUCUUGGAGAGAUAUAUGAAAGUCGCCUCUUAUCUUGUCCCCCAGCCCAACGAUCAACCGUCCUCUACCAACGUUCUCUGGCAUCCCGACCUUCACCUGGAUAACAUUUUCGUUGAUCCAGAUACCUGUCAGAUCACCCGCAUCGUGGACUGGCAAUCAGCGUCCGUUGCCCCAAUAUUUUAUCAAUCUGGCGUUCCCCGAAUGUGUCGACAUCCCGGACCUUUUCGGGAAGGCUGGGUCGUCCCUGAGCGACCAGAUGGGUUCGAAAGCUUGAGUCAAGACGAACAGAAGCGGAUUGAUGACGAUUUGGAAAGUGAAACCAUGCACAAAUACUACGAGGCGCAGGUUUAUAAACGAGCACCUCUUCAUUGGGCGGUACUUCAGCAACCAGCAACUUCUAUCCUCCGGAAACCCGUUAAGCUCGUGACUGGAGCGUGGGAAAAUCGAGACCUAUUCUUCCUGCGUGAAGCACUCAUGAACAUUAAAGUUCAUUGA